This is a messenger RNA of Effrenium voratum, 489 nucleotides long. NCBI's taxonomy places the organism in Eukaryota, Dinophyceae, Suessiales, Symbiodiniaceae. The record is from the annotation of a GenBank genome assembly.
AUGGUUCGGAGCCUGCCAUCCACCUUGGCCGGCGCCAUUGGAGUAGUAAAGAAGGGUGAUGUUUUGGAGGGGGAACCUCGACACGGCUGGCUUUUGCUGGACUACCAAUUCAGCAUUGACCGUUUGGAGAAUGGCGAGGGCAGAUGGGUUCUUAUGGAUGGCAAAGACUUGGGGCUUGGAGUGUUGUUGCGUGUGCAGCUUCCAACGCCGAUAGUGACGAAGAUGUAUGCAAAUGCUUUGCAGCUAUCCUUCGAUCGUGACGUGAGUGCAUAUCAGUUGGAAGUGGAGCCUGAAAUCGGUGAAAAAUUUGACCUUCGUUGCUGUGAAGGCAAAUCAAUGCUUGUUCAUGGGCUGCAUUCGGACUGCCAUGUACGGCUUCGCUAUACCCUGGACAAGGACAUCGGUCCUCAUGGUGAAUGGGAAGCAGCUGAAACAACCUUUGUCCCUGACUGGGAGGAGACGCCGAUGGACCAUGUGUGGACUUAUUAG